Phlebotomus papatasi is the source of this 868-nucleotide messenger RNA. RefSeq lists its product as uncharacterized. The transcript has 2 exons. The record is from RefSeq and is a predicted model, not a curated record. Lineage: Eukaryota; Metazoa; Arthropoda; Insecta; Diptera; Psychodidae. The coding region runs from base 42 to 848 and encodes 268 amino acids.
GUUAUCCUCAAAGUGUCCAAAAUAAGAAACUGGACAAAAUUAUGAGCCUUUCCCCUAAAUAUCUUGGCGUCACUCUUGACCGAUCACUGACAUACAAACCCCACUGCAAUAAUGUAAAAGACAAGGUUAAAACACGUAAUAAUUUACUACGUAAACUUGUAAACACUCAGUGGGGUGCUCAGCCGAAAGUGUUACGCACAUCUGCUCUUGCGUUAUCCUUUUCUGCAGCAGAGUACGCGGCUGAGGUAUGGGAGAGAUCGGCGCAUACAAAGAAAGUGGACGUUGCUCUCAACGAUACCGUGCGCAUUGUGACGGGGUGUUUAAAAAGCACACCCGUUACCAAAUUAUACCCGUUAGCGGGUAUUGCUCCUCCACAAAUAAGGAGACAAGUCAUCUCCAGCAAGGAAAUGUCUAAGGCUUAUAAAGAGCCAAGGCAUCUCCUUUAUGGUCGAGAGAGGGCGAAGCGGAGGCUGAAAUCUCGCAAGAGUUUCAGCCAAACUGUUUUGUGUCUCGAAACAAUACCGGAGUAUGCAAGACUUAAUUUAUGGAGGGAUGCCGUUCCUCCGAAUUUUGUCGAGCCCAAGGAAAGUCUUCCUCCUGGUGGUGAUCAGGACUGGAGAACGUGGAGAGCGCUCAAUCGUUUGAGAAGCGGGGUCGCACGAUCAAAAGACAACAGGAGACGAUGGGGUUUCACAGAAGGAGACGUUUUGUGUGACUGUGGGGUAGUUCAGACUACUGCCCACUUGUGUGUUUGUCCUUUGUCUCCUGCAUUUUGCAAUGUAGAAGAUUUGAUGUCGGCAAAUUCUGCCGCUAUUGACGUAGCCCGUUUCUGGGCAAGACAUGUUUAAUUUUUAAUGCCUCGACUCGA